AGACCUCGUGGUUUUAUUUACAAUUAUUAUCAUUUAAACUUUAAGACGGUGUUAAAAAUGUUUUUUGAAAUAAUCUUACCAUAAAUUAAUUAUAACUUUUAGAUUUUGUAAGCGCCAAAAUGAAAAACAAACCACUAAGGCAUAAGGAGUAUAAUACCUUUAGGGUAAGAAUAAUGAAUUAAUUUGAAUAGGUUAAAUAAAUUAUUAAAUAAUAAGUUUAUUAUGAAGUAUUUGAUUUAAAAUAUCAAUAGCAUUAGUUAAUUUAUAACUUUAUUAAUUAAAUUUUAAUUAAUUUACUUAAUUCUGAUAUUUAGUUUCAACCAUUCCAUGUGAGGAUAUCAGAAAUUGAUGUUGAUGUAGUCCAUCGUAUCGGGCAUAGUAAUGAAGACUUUGACAAUGAUAAAAAAACGAAAUUCUUCCAAUCUAUUGAACGAUGGAAUGAUUUGAACAGAUCUGAGAGUUAUGAUGAAUUGUGCAAUAACCUAAAACCAAUGCAGUUGGAGAGCUUGCCUCAACUUUUAGCUAGGAAACAAGAAAUAUCACAGGUUCUAUUUAAAUAUUUGGAUAAUCCUGAUCCACUUUCGGUUCAAGCUGCAUUAGAGUAAGAUAAUUAAUUUCCUAUUACACUUAAUUUUUAUGCUAUUUUCAUGAUCUUUUAUUUUUUGUUUAAAAAUAAAAUAAAAUUCAGUUCUUGUUAUAAAGCCCUUGUUAUCUGAAAAAAAUUAUGUUUUUCUACCUACCUAUAUAAUAGUAAUACUAAUUUGUUUUCGUUUCAAUAGAUUUGUUGUAGCGUUUGCUCAAGAUUUACAACAAGAAUUUUAUGUAUAUUUUCCUCAAUUUCUAAAACAUUGUAUAAAACUGCUGCGGACAAAAGAUGCUGAACAGAUAGAAUGGUCAUUUACUUGUCUAGCCUAUUUAUUCAAGUUUUUAUGGCGUUUGAUAGUACGUGAUAUAAAACCGGUAUUUGAGUGUGUUGUUCUUUUGCUUGGUGAUGAUCAACCGAAUUAUAUUAAUGAUUUUGCUGCAGAAAGUUUUUCAUUUGUAGCUAGAAAAGUAAAAGACAAGAAAAGCUUUUUGAAAAUGGUCCUUAAGAACUUAAAACACAAACAAGAUGUAAAAAAACAUUGUUUUAUGAUAUAAUAUUAUACCUAGGUACAUAAUGUGUAUAUUUUAGUAACUUAUUUUACAAUUUUAGAGUGUUUAUGGUUGUUCUAAACUUCUUUUUGAAGUAAUUAAAGGAAUGUCUGGUGGCUUACAUACAUGUGCUGAUUUCUUUUUACCAGUUUACAUAAAUUCUCUUGCCGAUAUUGAUAUCUCUUAUAAGUUACUAAAUGAUGUUUUAGACAUGUUAUUUGAUCAUAUUCUUCAACAUAUACAACCUAAUAAAAGUGCAAUUAUAUGGACAAUACUUAAGGUAUGACAUAUCAAGAAACUAAAGUUGGAUAGUUAUUUUGUUUUUAUUCCAGGAAACAACAUCACAAUUUUUGAAAAACCAUGAUGAUAAUCAAAAUGAAAGGACUUCUGCAAAUCUAAAUCAAGUGUUAAUUCUUUGCCAUCGUUUUGUGGCUCAUAAAAAUGGGUCAUGUAUACAAAAUUUAACUGAAUUGUACGAAUGGGUACUUGGAUAUUUAAACCAUAGACCCCAAUUGGCUCAGGAUCAUUUAAAUACUUUGAGUUCUAUUGUAAGCACACUCUGCUUAUCAAAUAUUGGUUUGCCAUCAUAUCAGUCAAAUACUCUCAUAGAAAAAGUUAGUAAUACUAAAAUUUGUAUUACUUUGUUUUUACAUUACCUAAAUUAUUAAUUAUUUUAAAAUUUUUGUAGGUUAUGUCUUUGAAUAAUAUUGACAUUUUAGUAUCAUUUGCGGAACAAAUGUAUACUUAUAUAAAUUUUGAGCUUUUAAUUAUUCAAAAACUUUUAAAUUUUAUUAUUGACCUUAUAAAUUUAAAUCAAGAAGUUCCCAAAUCUAUUAUUAUUUGCUUGUCUAGAUACCUAAAUGAUAAAUCUCCAUUAAGAUCUUAUGGAUAUGACAAAUGGAGGAUCAAUUUCAAAAAUACACUUUACGGAAGGUUAUUAUAUUAUUUAAUAAUAGUUUUGUUAAAUUAAAACUAUUAAUUUAUAUUUAACUAUUAUGAUAAACAUUUUCCAAUUUUUCUUCAACUAUCUUCAUUUUUUUUUAUAGAGUUUAGAAAAUAUAAUUAAAUUACACUUUUAUUUUCAAAGUUUAAUUAUAAUGAACCAUAACAAUGAUAAAUGGUUUAUAUUUAUUUUUAGACAUCAUGGCAGUGAAAUUAUCGGAAACUACAUUCUGAGAUGGUUAGAAAAUGUUGGAAUUGUUAAUUAUGAUGCAGAUGAUAUUACAUGUUAUCUGAUUUUACUUCAGCAUUUCAAUCAUAAUGAAGCAAAUGCUACUGCAGUUUUAAAAAAAAUGUUUGAAUUCACAACCCAACAAUUUGAAAAUGGCAGUAUUAAAAAUUUUUUCACUUUUCUCAACUUAAUUAAAACUAUUAUGAGAUUGAAAGAUGAUUUUCAUGAUUGGUAUACUUUACCUAAAUUAAUUCCUCAGUUAAAUUCAUUUUUAAAUAAUAAAUUUGGAUCUUGUGCGUUGAUUUUGGAAGUAAUUUAUGUAUUGACUACAAGCUUAAACAUUCAAAUUAAUGAUAUUUAUAUUAUGGAAUUGGAAAAGAAACUUAUUGAUUUACUGUCAUCACCCUAUCAUCAAGUGCGUCUAAUAAGUUGCAAAAUUUUAGUGUUGAUAAAUUUUCCAACAUGUUCACAAUUUGAGGAAAGAAAUAAGCUAUUUAAAUUGUUAGAAUCUGUAGAAACUGUACCAGUUUCAUUAAAUGAAUACCGUGAACGUCUUCUACGUAUACAACAUUUAGAAUAUAAUGAUACAUUUGAAAAUAAGUAUAUAACUGUUGAAGAUGUUUCAGAAAUUGCAGUAAAAUUCCUUUUAGGAAAUUUACAUGUCAAUUUUAGACCUAUGUGGGAUCCAGUUAUAAAAUUAAUAGUGUCUCAUGCUAAAUCAUCAAAGACAUUUUGGCCUGUAUUUGAAAAAGAACUACAAUUUAGUACUCAACAUAAAAAUUAUAUUAUGAAAUCUAAUGGGCUAAAAGAUGAAUUCAAAAGUAAAUUUUUUUGUUUAAUGAUUCUUUUAAUUUAAUUUAAUUAUUGUUAUUAUUUUUUUUAUCAUGUUAAAAUAUAUUUUAGUUGAUUUUAUUAAUGAACAGUACACAAAAUUGAAUAAUGCAGCUGAACGAGUAGAUAUGACUAAUUACCGAACUUUAUUGUGGACUGCUAUGGCAGAAUUUGGAAUCUUAAUAGAACAGAAAAAUAAAGAUAUUGUAAAACAUUUCCUACACUUUAUUUGGUAAAUUUUGUUUACUUAUUUAUUACAUUUCCAAACUAAAUGCAUUUCACUAUUAAUAUUUAUUUAGGUCUGAAUACAUGAAGGGUAAUUCGGAACUAGCAAAUAGUUGGAAUAUUAAACAAAAUGAUAAAGAUGAAAAUCCUGAAACUGAUAAUGAAAGUAAUUUAAAUGAAAUCCAUUCAGUUGAACCAUUUAAAUCAAACAACAAGGCUCUUACUAAGUAAAAUUUUUAAAUAAAAUUUGACAAUAUUUUUUUUUUACAUAAUCGGGACAAUAAUCAUGAUCAUUUUAUAGAUUACUAUUAGCUCAUUUAAACUUAAUGUCAAAUAUUCCUAAUCCUAAAAGCAUAUAUAAAGAGGCUGAAGUUUAUGAUGUGUAUUUAAGUCUUCUAUCAAAUAAAAAUGCAGAAGUACAAAAAGCAGCUUUUGAUUGUUUGUUAACAUAUAAGCAGAAACAUGUUACUCCUUAUAAGUAAGUUAAUAAAUAAUUUAUAUAUUUUUAUAUUAUAAAAAUUGUUUAGCUAUAUCAAGUAAACUCAUUCAUAUUCAUGGAUAUUUUUAAAUUUUCAGAGAAAAUCUUUAUAAAUUAAUUGAUGAACAAUCUUUUAAGGCUGAGCUAGUCAUGUUUAGAGUGGACACUGAAAGUAAAGCGAUACUACCAGAGUAUCGACCCCUUUUAAUGCCCAUUAUAAUGAGGUAAACAAUAUAAUAUUAUAAAUUAUAUAUAUUUGUGAAUUACUUUGUGAAAUUAUUUCUUUUUAAUAAGUUCAAUAUUAUUGUUUUAAAAAAAAUAUUUUCAUUUUAGAUUGGUGUAUGGCAAAUUGUUAGGAGGAGGUGGUCCAAGAACAGGUGGUAAGUCUUCAGGACAAAAUAGACGGACCGCUAUUAUGCGUUUUCUCGUAGGUUGUGAAGAAUCUGAACUUCUUGUUUUCAUGCAAAUGAUAUUCAGGGCCCUUGAUUCUCAAGUUCAAUGUAAUUUGCUGUAGUGUAAACAAUUCAUAUUUUUUAGUUUUAAUUUCAAUUUUUUAGUUUCAGAAUGUCCUUUAGAGAUGAUUCGCCAUAUUGUGAACACUAUUGAUUUGGAACAUGUUCUUCCACCAAGACGUCUGUUAUCAUCGGUGAACAUGUGUGCUGUUAUAUUGAAACAAUGCGGAGCAUUAUCAGGCACAAAUGGUCUUUAUUACAUGCUUAAAGUUUUAUUGUGUAUUGGAGCUAAUAUAAAAGCCAUGUUAAUGCACCGUUCUUCUGUACAUGAUGGUUAUUUAAACACAAUAUCUAAAGUUCGAAUAACUACAAUAGAAACAUUGACAGCAUUUUUUCAACAUUUUGAAAAUUUCCCAUGGACUAGAAAUUUCCUUAGCUCAAUAUUUGAAGUGUUCAUCGAACCAACAUUAUGUAAAAUGUCAAUUGAGUGUUUUCAAUAUCCAACUCCAUUAAUGAAGUUUUUAGUUGUUUGGAGCCAAAUACCGAGGUAAUUAAAUAAUUAAUACAGUUAUAAACACAAGUUAUUCCCAAAAUAAACUAUAUGAUUAAAUUACUUUUUAAAGUGUAUUAAUUUAACUCCAUGGUUUAUUUUUAGAUACUAUUGUUUAUUGGGAUAUAAAGUAAAUGAUUUAACGCCAAUUAAAGUUUUAAUUGAUCUUUUAACAUCAGAAAAAACUUACGGAGGAGUAAAAAAAAUUAUUCUUGAAGUUAUCAAUAGGUUAUUAACUUUUGAUGGAACAUAUAACGAUGCAAUGGAUGUUGAUGUUCCGGCUCUUGAUGUACCUCUUCCCUUGUUACCCUCAGAGUAUGAAGGUAAAAUUGUUAAUUAAAAAUAAUAUGAAGUAUUAUGAACAUCAUCUUAUAUUAUUAAGCGAGUAUGAUAAUUUAAAUUUUCCAUUUUACAGAUGUUUUAAAUGUUGGUUCACGUUUACUAUUUCCAUAUCUUCCAACUAUUCUUAAGUAUCUUUAUAACGAAUUGUCAAAAAAGCGAGGUGUUGGCCUGGAAUCAAUUGAGAUGUCUAUAUUGACUAAAGCUUCUGAACUUGUGCGAGAUCAACAAUCCAGUUCAAAUUUGUUAUCUUUAUUGUUUCCAGUUUUGUUGAAGAAAGCUACUGGCGAUGAUAUGGCAAUUGCUCCAUUAUUUGCCACUGUUAAUUGUUUGGUGUCAAAUGUUAAAGAUAUUGGUUUAAUUCCUCGACAAUUAGCUACACUUUUUAGCAGUGUUACAGGACAACAUAGUAGAAAUAUGUUACUCGAGUUCACCAAAAUUAUUGCAAAAAAGAGUCCGUAAGUAAUUUUGGUUUUAUUUGAUAACAAUUUGUAUUGUGUUUUAUAUACUGUUAGAAUAAAUUUUAUUGGUUCUACUAUUGUUUCAUAUUUAGGAAUAGUAAAAUUCACUGUGAUAUAUUGUGUGAAUUAAAUGCUUGGGACAAGAGACGUUUGGAUCAACCAGAUUUUGAUUGUAGAAUGAAUGCUUUUAAAAAAAUUAAAGUUUUAUUGGAUGACAAUGAUGUCUCAGUUGAAUUUGGCGCCUUUGUGAUUUAUAACUGUUUCUACAUUUUUAGCAAUGUGAGUAAUGUGUAGUGUCAGUGAUAUAUUGUAUUUUUUAUAUUGACGUUUUUAAUAUUACACAAUAUUUAGGUAAAUGAUAUUGGACUGAGAGACACAGCAAGCACAUGUUUAAAAAAUAUUAGUUGUUUUCUUUGUCUGAAAUAUGCAAAACAAUCAUCUGAACGGACAUUUAUCUUAGAUUCAGUUUUGUUGCCAUCAAUACGUUCUGGAGUUCAAAGUUCAAAAGAAUUAGUUCAAUAUGAAUCAAUUUCGCUUUUAGGACAUUUGGUUUGUUACUAAAAUCAAGUAAAAUGUAUUAUGAUUUAUAAGAUAAUGGAUAACUAUUAUAAUUUUUUAUAUUAGGCGAGAAAAUGUGCUCAUGUUCAUUUUAUAUUUAACGAUUUACAACCUUUGUCUAAUGAAACUGAUCUUGAAGGAGAUUUUUUUGAGAAUAUUCAGCAUUUACAGACUUAUCGAAAAGUUAAGGCUCUCCAUAGGUAAAUUCUUAUUUAUGAAAACUAAUUGUUGUUAUAUUACAAUAAUUUAUUACUGUUAUUUUUAUUGAUUUUCAAAUAAUAUUAUGUUAUCUAGAUUCAGUGAAAUCAUGAAAAAAAGUUACCGUUGUCCCAGGCCUAAAACAAUUGUACAUUACCUAUUUCCAUUGGCUAAUCAAUUUUUAUGUUCUCAAAAAUAUGCUGCUAAAAACAGUCUUAUUGAUGCUGCUAUUGAUGUAAAAAUUAUUUAUUAACUUGAAUUAGAAUUAAUAACUAUAAUAAUCAUCACCUAAUUUUAUGAAUACUAAACAUAAUUGUUUUAAAUAAUUUUAGGCUAUUAUAACAAUGAGUCGAAUACUCCCUUGGCAACAAUAUGAAACUCUACUAAAACUUUAUUUAAAUAAAAUGCGGUCAUCAAUUGAUUUCCAAAAACAAAUGGUACGCAUUGUGUCAGGCAUAUUGGACUCUUUUCAUUUUGAUUUGUCACGAGCAGCUGAAAGAGAAUCUAAAGCUAUUUCAGAAUUGACUCCUGUAAAAAGUAUUAAAAAUAGUUCUCACAUAGUAACAUCAGAAAAUAAAAUGGAAAAUGAUCAACAGGAUGAGGUUGAAAUUCAGAUGGAAAUAGAUGAUGAUAUUGAUGAAGAAGAAAAUACUAAGUUAAGAGAAUUGAUUGUAGAGAAAAUGCAUAUUCUAUGCCCGUCAACAGCAAUCAAAGUUACAAAAGCAAUUUCUAUUGGUUUAUUGCCUCAGCUAAAUAAUAACCUUGCUCAGUACUCAGAGUCUGACCGUAGUCAUAAAAUGAAUAAAAAACAAGUAGAAUAUGAUAAAGAAGAAAUGGAAAUGUUAAAAAUUCCUGUUGCACUGGCUGUUGUGAAACUGUUAAAGAAAUUGCCAGAAAAUAUGCUAGAAGAAAAUAUACAAGGUGUAUUUAUGAAACUAUGUACAUUUUUAAAAUCUCGUCUGGAGAGUGUGCGACGUGUGACCCGUGAAACAUUGCAAAAUAUCAUGAUAACACUCGGCACAAGUUAUAUGAGUAUGCUUUUAAAUGAAAUGACUGCAUUGUUAACACAAGGUUUUCAAGUGCAUGUACUUAUUUAUACAAUUCAUGCAAUUUUUGUAUCAUUAAGUGAACAUUUUGAAAAAGGCCAUAUGGAUAGUUGUUUACCUUAUAUUUUAGAGGUGAGUUAUAUACUUCAAAUAUAUCAAAUACUUAUUCUUCCAGCUUCUAUCACUCUUCAGGAAUUUUCACCGUCAUCACCAAAUCAUUCCACUUGUCACGAUCACAUACUAACUCUUUAAUUCUGCACUCCGAGGCAUUCUAAACCAUUAUCCACAUUAUUAAUAUAAUUACUCUAUGAUAGACCUAACCUAACUUAACCUAACCUUUGUGAAAGCCACAUUGAUAUUCACCUAAACACUUUUGCAAACAGUUUUAGAUAGUUCAAUGGGACUUCAGUGAAAACUUUAUGUACAGAGUUCAGUAGAGACAUCCCUUUAUAAUUACUACUCCCCAUUUUAUAUCUCUUCUCGUGAAGUGGUACAAUUUUUGCAUUAUUUCCUCCUGCCAUACCUUAUAAAUAAAGUUAUACAUAUCUUCAUUAUAUUUUAUACGUUUUGUUACAAUGUCAUCAGAACCAAAUGCUUUUUUUUUUGGAUACUUUAUUUACCAAUAGCACUGCUCGCUGAAUACAUGUACUUUCUAUAGGAUUGAGCGGUAUUUUACCAUUUAAUAGAUCAGCAAAAUAUUCCUUCCACCUUUUAUCUUUUUUUCUGGUUUCAUAAGUUGUAUCUACACUAUUCGUUUUGGUUUUUAAGGUGUACUUUUUGAUGGUUUUGAAAAAAUUUCUCAUACUAUCUUGCGAUCUGUCCUGUUUUGCUUUUCUACAGUAUUCUGUUCAGAAAUUUUUUUUCUCUUUAUGUAAUACGUAUUUACAGGUUUUUCAUUCCUUUUCAUAUAUUUCUCUCAUAUUUUGAUCUAAUCUAUUAUAAUAUUUUUUUUUUUUAGCCGAGUAAUUUUUCUGGAUCUCCACAUCGUUUAAUGUUUCUAGGUUUAUACUAAAUUUUUUUCGUUUUCUUUCAGCAUUCUUAAGACCUUGUAAUUUCAACUCAAAUGUUGAUACCAACAGAAAAUGAUCAGAAUCAGAAUAUUCCUUUUUGUAAUUAUCUGUAAUAAAUGACUGAAAUCUUUUCUGUAUGAGUACAUAAUCUAUUUGGUUUAUAGUUUUAUUAUCUGGAAAUCUCCAUGUUACUUCCCUUGUGGAUCUUAUGGGGACAAUGUUUACUGCUUAUUACCAUGUUCUUAGAAUUAAAGGAUAUGACUCAAUCCAUUGUCAUUACUAUGAUCAUACAUGCUCUCUUUUCCUAUUGUUAAUUGAUACUGAAUUUUUUUUCCACAUUUGGCAUUUAAAUCACCUAGUACUACUUUUAUCACGUUUCUUGGUGUUUGGUCAUUGAUUCUAUUUAUCACCUUCUAUACUUACUUUACUUGACCCAUAUAUGCAUAUUAAUAUUUUAGGGGGUUGUAUUCUCAAGACGGCAAUCUUUUCUGACAUCGGGUUAAAUUUUCUAAUGUGUGGUUAUAAUGUAGAGAAAAGUCUCUUCCAAAGUUGUAUCCAUUCCUGAGUACAAAAUUGUGUAUUCUUCAAUUUUCAAUUGUCCUGUGCCCAUUCAAUUAAUUUCUUGCAAUGCUGCUAUUUUUAUUUUGCCCAUUACAUUAACUCGAUUCUAACAAGGACCAGCUCAAAAAUUCCCUUAACUCCACAAACUGUUUUCUAUGUUUCAACUUAUAUCCAUUACUCCAUGUUCAAGGUUGAUUUUUUGUUAAUAUCAUAAAACUUUUUACGAGAUACUGUAUUAAACCCAUACACAACUCUCAAUUUGGAAGGCUAAACUACCCCAACCAAAAUAGAGGACAGGAUAGAGCUACUGCAAUGCAUUAUGAAGUAUACUGGGUGAUGGGGAUGCUACUUUCUGUAUGUCUAAUAAUAAAUACUUUUAAUGAAUAAAUUAUACUUUUAUUUAUAUAUCAAUGAAAAUAGUAAAUAAAAAUAUUUUACUUUAUUAGACAUUUUUAUAUUAUAACAGGUUGUUAAGGUAGAUUUAUUUGGUGCAAGUUCUGAUGAAAAAGAAGUUGCAAAAAUUGCUGGAAAAACAGUUGAAGCUCGAGGUAACAAGAGUUACAAUACUUUGCACAUUGCAGCAGAAUAUGUGACGGAAAAAAGUUUUAUCAAUAUAAUUAUGCCAUUUAAAGACGUACGUAUCUAUUUUUUUUAAAUUGAAUAUGAUUUGAUUUAAGUUUUUCCAUAUUUUAUCUAAUAAAUUAUAAUGGUUUUAAUUUUUUUUUUUUUUUAAUAUUAAAUUGCGCAGAUAUUGUUUUCAACAUUAUCAUUUAAAAAUGUCCGGAAAUGCAAUGAAAGUUUACGUCAUAUUGUCACUGGAUUAGUUGAUAAUAAAUUUGUCAAUACUGAAUCUCUAUUAGAGUUUGCUUAUGGCACAGUGUCCCAGAGUAUUCCAGUUCUUAAUAUAGAUUCCAAACAAGAAAUAAAAACAAGAGAAGAGAUAAAGAAACCAGAUUCAUAUAUAAUUCCUCAAGGUAAUAUUAGUGUGAUUAUUAUAAAAUAUAAAAUAUACUAUUACUAAUUUUUCUUCCCUGAUUUUAGAACCCAAACGUACUAAAACAAUACUCGAUAAAACAGUUUGUGCCCGUACAAAUGCUCAUGAACUUGUUCAAUUUGGUUUGAGUUUAUUCCAAUUUAUGUUGAAACGAGAAAUGUUAAAGAGUUCAGUAUUCUCGCCUUUUAUUGACCCAUUUGUUUCUCUUGUGAUGGAUUCACUAAAAUGCCAACACAUAAAGGUAUUUUGCUAAUAUUAUUUCUUUUUGGCUUUUAUCUUAUAUUUGUUUUUAAAUUAGCUUAUUACCUUGGCCCUUCAAUGCUUGAACUGGCUUUUGAAACGAGAUUUACCAUCUGUGAAGGAAAAUAUUAAAUCUAUUUCAGAAAGUUUAUUUGAGACCAUACACAAAUACGCAACUGGUCAAAACUGCACUGGAGAUAAUGCUGAUCUUGUUAUGUCUGCGUUUAAAGUAAAUAAUAUAUUCAAAAUAUAAAAUAUUAAUAAAAAAAUAUUUCAGAUUAAAAUGUAUAAAUAAAGGGUAUAUAAGGGUAACUUAGUAUUUUCUAUUUAGUUUUUUCAUUAUUAUUAUUUUUGAACUAUUGAUAUUUUAAUUCAGUAAUCUUGUAUUUUUUAGACCCUAUCUACAUACAUCCGCGAAGUAAAAUACCAUAAACUGAAUGAUGACCAAUUGCGUCAAGCUGUUCUAUAUGCAGAACAAGAACUUUGCAGUGUUGAAGAUGGAGGGAACACUGUAACCACAACUUUUACUCUCAUUAAAGCUUUAUUGAGCCGUCAGCAUAAUUGUCAUGAACUUAAGGAAUUAAUGAUACAUGUUGCAAAAUCGAGUAUUACUUGUGAACGUGAUGCUGUACGCACUCAAGCACGUCAAACAUUUUACCAAUACUUGAUGGAUUACCCUAUUGGUAAAGCUUUAAAUGGGCAUAUUCAAUUUUACUUGUCUCAAUUAGAGUAUGAAGUUCAAAACGGACGUGAAUCGGCAUUGGAAAUGAUUACUUUAUUAAUAAAAACUUUACCACCUGUAAGUUAAAAUGUAUUCUUUAGGGAACACAUUUGACAUUUUUAUAAGACAAAUAUUAUUUUUUAUUAUUAGGAAGUAUUAAGAAAUCAUAGUUCUACAAUGUUUAUAUCACUCGGGGCACGAAUAGUUAAUGAUAGUGUAGCAUCAUGUCGUAAAAGUGCAGCAGAAGCAAUUUCUAUUAUGUUAGGCAGAUUGACUAAAAAUAUCAUAUCAACAUUAUAUGAAAUAACUUUAACUUGGCUACAAGGAUCAAAAGUACUGAAUAAAAAAUGUCAUUACAUUUAAAUACAUUAAAAAAAAAAUUAAUUUUUAAAAUUUGCUUAUCUAGAUAAUUCAUAGGCAAUUAGGCGCUCAGUUAAUAAGUAUAUUUGUGACUGUUGAAGAUCAAGAAUUCAAUAGUAGGUUAAAAACAACUUUGCCGCUCCUGUGUAAAUACCUUAAAAGAACAGUGAAUAUUGAUGGACCUGGCCGUUUUGUACGAAUUCACGAGCCUGUAGAAAAUGCUCAGGAAUUAGAUCAUCUGUUAUUCCAAUGUCUUCAAACUUGUGUAAACAUUGCUAACACAUGUCCUAAUGCUCUCACUAAAUCAUCUUUAAAUGAACAUAUCAAUAAUAUUGCAGGUGAGUGGAAUACUCGUUUACAUUAAUGUUGAAAAUAGUUUUUAAUAGUAACAUAUAUUUAUUUUAGUGUCCUGUCAAGAAUUACUACGAGAUGACCAUGGAUGGGUGAGACUUGGCGCUCUUCGUUUUUUAAAGAAAUAUUUAUCAACAGUAGAUACUAAAGCAAUUGCACUGUUAGCUUCAAAAAAAAUUGAUAAGGAAGAAAAGAGAUUUUUGUAUUUUAAUGCUAGACAGAAUGUAAAAAUGUUAUGUUUGGACCUCAUAGAUCAAGUUAUCCCAGGGCACGAAGUACUAGAAGAAAUACUAAAAGAAGUAAUUAUCUUUACCUCUAAAAUGUUCUGUUCAAAUGUUAAUUGCUUAGAUUGUUAUUCAAUUGGUAAAUUAUUUUAUGUAUUUUUUUUAACUAUGCUUGUAUUACUUAUGGUUUUAUUAAUUUUUAGACAAUGGAUAACCUUUUAUUGUUAGCAGAAAUUCUGAAAUUUGUGCAAUCUAAAAAAGUGAAAAAUGAUAAAAAUGAACUUUCUUUAGGAUGGCUGUUAAAAAAUUUAAAUAAACUUAUAUAUAUUGAAGUUUCUAAGUACCCUCAACACUACACUGUGGUAAUUAUUUAAUUUUUGUGUUUGGUUUGUUUAUUUAGAUAGUCAUUAUAGUGAUAAAUCCAUUUCUAUUAGUCAUUUAAUUAAAAAAUGUAUAUGUUUUGUAAUUUAGAGAAAUACUGUGUUUAAUUACUAUGGGGCCUUAACUACUCAUUUAGAACGUCCCAAGUUGCUUUCGGUUGUAAAAAUAAUUUUAAAACCAUUAAUUCGUGAACUAUCGACUACUGAUGAUGCUAGUGUAGAUAUUCGACGAGUAGCCAAAUCUGCAUCAAAUGUAAUAAAAAAGAAAUGUGGAGCUGAAAUUUACAAUGAAAAUUGUUCUAUUAUUCAACGAAAUUUAAAUGCUAGAAGAGCAUUGAGGAAAAAGGAAUCUUUACUGCAAGUGAGUUAAUGAUCACAUAUUACUAAUUAUAAAUUUAUUUUGUGGUACAUACAAUGUAUAUAUUAUUAUAUAAUUUAAACUAAUUUUAACUAUACAUCAUUAUGUAUACAUAAAUAAAAUCAUACUAGUUAUUUAAAUGUUUUAUUUUAGGUUGUUACUAAUCCAGAAUUAGCUGCUAAGAGAAAAAUUACUAAACAAGCAAAAAAGAAAGGAAACAAAAAAAGAAAAAUGGAGAAACUGAAACAAAAAAAUAUUAUAAUGAAGAUAAAAAAAGAUAUAGAUUUGGAAGAAUAUUAA
This is a messenger RNA of Cinara cedri, 12942 nucleotides long. The record is from the annotation of a GenBank genome assembly. Lineage: Eukaryota; Metazoa; Arthropoda; Insecta; Hemiptera; Aphididae.